UUUCAGAUAAUAAUAUCCAGCACUGCAUCGAAGUUGCGCUGACAGACUUCUCUGUCAGCUCCGAGGGAAUGAUCAGAAUCUAAUGCGGGGCUUCUGACUCCUGGAUCUGUUCAGAUACGUACACUACAUUUGAAGAUAUCGUGGAGUGUUGUCCUUUGCAAGAAAAAGCGCAAGUGAAAGAUUGUUUGCAACAAAAGAUGCCUGGAAUCAUGUCAUCCAGCAGCACAUCGUCGUCCACCUCCGGCUCUCCCCCUUCCUCCUCCACCACCAUCACCUCCUCCUUGGCUUCCUGGUCCUCUGCUUGCUGCUGCAGCCGCUCCGCCUUCUGCAAGAACUACGACCUGGAGUAUGACUCCUACCAGCCUUACUUCUAUCCAGACGAUUACGGCCCCGAGGCGGACUUCUAUCCGCCCAGCGAGGACAUCUGGAAGAAGUUCGAGCUGCUGCCCACCCCCCCGCUCUCCCCGAGCAGGGCUGGCUGGUGCGGGGCAGCGGCUCUCGGCGACGAAGACUGGGUGUCCGAGUUGCUGUUGCUGCAGGAGGAUGGAGAGGGCGAGGACGGGCAGCUGGCCUCGGAGCCCGGAGGCAUCCGCUGCUGCGGCGACCCGAUUGCCGCCAGGGGUGGAGGGAUUGCAGCGGGAGGAGGAGGAGGCGGCGGCGGCGGAGGGGGAAGCUGCUCCAGCGGCAGCAAGAGCCUCCUGAACGCCAUCGUGCUGCAGGACUGCAUGUGGAGCGGCUUCUCGGCCAGGGAGAAGCUGGAGAAGGUGGUCAAUGAGAAGCUGUCCGCGGCUCAGCAGGGCAAGGCUGCCAGCCCGGGAGCUGGUGCAAUGGGCACCCUGGCUGUCGCUGCAGGCGGGGCAUCCGCGGACGCAGCCGGCACCAGCAGCCGAUGUAUCGCCCUGGGUGCCCAGGGCUCCGGCGGUAGGCACUCCAGCAUCGGCGAGCUCCAGCACCCCGCCUCGCAGUGCGUAGACCCAGCUGUGGUGUUCCCCUUCCCGCUAAACCGAGGCGAGGCGUCCCGGGGCGGAGCGGUGAUUAACCCCGCUUCUAAUUCGCUCGCCAGUUCCGGGAACGAGACCCCCAGCGAUUCCGAGGAGGAAGAAGAUGAUGAGGAGGAGGAGGAAGAAGAUGAGGAAGAGGAAGAAGAGGAGGAGGAAGAGGAAGAAAUUGAUGUGGUGACUGUUGAAAAGCGUCGGUCAUCCUCUAGCAAGCACGUGACCACCCUUACUGUGACUGUACGUUCCCACAACUCUGGCUGUGGGUCACCGAAAAGCCACAGUGCCUCCCUGCUCAAAAGGUGUGCCCCAAUACAUCAGCAGCACAACUAUGCCGCACCUUCCCCCUACGCAGAGUUCGAUGAGAUGCCGCCUCUGAAGAAGUUGAAAGGCGAGACCCUGCGCCUUACCAAGCAGGUGGCCUCCACCAGAUCCAAGAGCGUGAGCCCCCGCGGAUCCGACUCCGAAGACAACGAGCGGCGGCGCACUCACAACAUCUUGGAACGCCAGCGACGGAAUGACCUGCGCUCCAGCUUCCUCACUUUACGGGACCAAAUACCUGAGCUGGUGAAAAACGAUAAAGCAGCAAAAGUCAUCAUUCUGAAAAAGGCCACAGAUUACGUGCGGGCUCUCCAGUCAGAAGAGCAGAAACUGUUGUCGGAAAAAGAGAAACUGAAAGCCAAGCAGCAAGUGCUGGUAAAAAGACUGGAAGAAAUAAGGACUCGCUAGGUUAAAGGCUGCCCUAACUGGUUGAAUGCCAUUUUUGCACAAUUUAGACGUCAAGAAUGUUUCAGAAGUUCUUUUUCUGGGUUUUCAAUCCAGCUGCAUUUAAACAUGGACAAAAUACUUCUAAAGCCUUAGAGGUACAUGUAUGUGUGAAUGGAGAUCACAUUUCAGAGGGCACACUGGUAGCCUAUUUCAAAACCUAUGUAAAUACUAGUUUAACAAUCGCCUUUUUCAUGUGAUGGUCUGGGUUAAGAGAAAAACUAGCCACAGCCUAUGCUGCCGUUUUUUUGGACUGGAAUUUUAUACAGAAUAAUACCUCAACGUUUGAGGAGCAUGAAUUUUUCCUAUAAAGACUUCUUGUUAAUCCUUGUUAUGUACUGUACUAAUUCUUACACUGCCUGUAUCCUUAGUGUGAUGCUGAUACAUGACUACAUUUGAUACCUAUAUUUUCGUAUGAAAAUGAGUUGUGAAAGGUUUGAGUAGAUAUUACUUUAUCACUUUUGACUAAAAUUUCUUUUGUACAGAAAUUACUAUAUAUGCCUCUUACCUAGCCUCUCUGUUUGUGUUGCUGUUGGGUUCCUAGAACUGGGUAAUUGGCUGAGUUAUGUGUUUUUUCAUUAUGUACAUAUAGUGCUGCAACUUAUAGCACUUUUGAAAUACCUCAAGUUUAUGAAAAUAAAUCCUA
Messenger RNA from Mobula hypostoma (lesser devil ray), 2406 nucleotides. RefSeq names its product MYCN proto-oncogene, bHLH transcription factor (gene mycn). Gene Ontology annotation, biological process: regulation of transcription by RNA polymerase II. Gene Ontology annotation, molecular function: DNA-binding transcription factor activity, RNA polymerase II-specific; protein dimerization activity; RNA polymerase II cis-regulatory region sequence-specific DNA binding. The coding region runs from base 198 to 1724 and encodes 508 amino acids. The transcript has 3 exons. The record is from RefSeq and is a predicted model, not a curated record. Lineage: Eukaryota; Metazoa; Chordata; Chondrichthyes; Myliobatiformes; Myliobatidae.